CGCCUCACUUUUGCUUUUGGCGCGCGCCGUCGACGUUAUUAUUGCCGCCGAAGAAAGGGCGCGUAGGAGGCGGAGGAGGCGGGAGGCGGCUAUUAAUCUGGCCAGCCAAGCUUGAUCGGCCUCGACCAGACCAGAACACCAGAAGAAACAGACCUUAGAUAGAGUCCACAAAAGGCAGAGCCCCAGCACGUUCCAUUGAUGCUGCUCCAUUGAUGCUGCCAAGCCUCGGUCGCCAGCAGCCCAGCACGGAGCCCGACAUUGAGGCCCUGCACGGCUCCAGCGUGGCCGCCAAAACCCCGCGCCCCUCCGUGAGCAGCAACACUUGACACCACCAAACAAAGCUGCCCCUGCGGCGAGUCGUCGUGUCUCGACAAUCGUCCAAAUCUCUGUGCGGGUGCUCGAAUAAUUGCUGCCCGCCGUUUUGAAGCCCACCCAGGCCGCGAGCCCACCCGACGCAGGGGUUUGUUUUUUUGGGGGGGUUCUUUGUUCUUUGUUAUUUUCUUCUUCUUAUUUCUCGAGCGUCUGCGUGCUCGUUUCUUUUCUUUCUUUAAUUGUAUAUUUUCCCCCAAACACCCUAUCGACGCCGACGACUGCCUCGAGCAUCCUCCCGUGCCCCUCGUCCAAUUAUGCGCCGGACGUACCUUGGAGCCCAGGAGCAUGGUGAGUCGUCUCUUCCAGCGCAACCCGCGACGACUCUUGCUGGCGCCGUCCAGGGCGCCCGCAACCCCUCGCCAGCCGCUGUCAUUGGCAGCGCGAUGCCAUGGCGUGACGUCCCUCCCUGCCCGAGGCUUGUUCCCCUUCUAAUCAUGCAAAAUAAAACAAACAAAAACAAACAAAAAAGGCGCCAACGAACCUCACGAUGCGGACGAGCGCGGUCGACCCAAGCUCCCGGCGACCCUGCAAAUACCAAAGAACCGCAGCACAGGCAACCUGGCCAUCGUUGGCGAGGGCUCCGACCGCGGUCGCAUCCGCUUUUCGUUCGACGCCGGCGCCGCCACGGCCGAGUUCGAUGGCCUUACUAGAUCCCCUAUCAUGACGGACCAUGACCAUGGACUCGGUCUGUCCGGCCUUCGACGGAUCCGCCAGCACCAUCCCGUCCGCGCUCCGACCCUCCCGUCGUCCUCGAACCCCUCCUCGCGAAGCCCCUCGGUGAGCCUGCCGCGGUCCGCCUCCAUGAUGACCCUAAUGCUGCCACACGCAUACGGGAGCAGCACCUCACUCUCGCCCGGCGGCCCUGCAUCGCCCACAUUCGCCGAAGAUCUCUCGCGUUUCCCCUCCGAGUCGCUACACUCCUUCUCUUUCGCCAACCAGUCCGAGGAACUCAUACACAACCGCCAAAGUGUUCUUAAGCGCUCCCUCGAGUUCAUGAGAGACCGGAUGGGCUGGGCCGCCGCAAACGCCAAUAAUGCCGCCAUCGCAAGCGCCCAGGCCCGCGUCUCGGGCGACCAUGACGCGCAGAGUAUGCUGGAGCUUCUUGCCAAGGCCAACAUCCUCGGCGCCGGAAAUCUCCCGAAUUCUGACCCGGCCGUGCCCCACGGCCCUCUAACUGGCCCGGCCGAGGUCUCGGGCGAGAACGUGUUUGACAAGGACUUUAUCCCGAGGUCUGCGAGCCCAGACCUGAUCGCCGGCCCUGCGCCUUCUGCCGCCGCUGCAAAGGCCUCGCCCUCCCCAGAUCCACCCGCAAAGCAGGCUGCUGCGCCCGGCGCCCGGCCGUCGCCUCUGGUGUCAACAGGAGCUGUCCCGCCUGAUUCAGCCGACUCGUCGAGGACUCCAACUAACGAGAGUGGGGGAACCGACCAGACCUCUCAGUCCUCACCACCGCCUUCCAGGAGACCCAGUGUUCUCAAGAGGGCUUUAACCGAUACGGCACAUGCGUCGAUGCAGCAGAAACUUGUCGAGGCUAUGGCGCAGCCGUACGUGCCCGGUGCCUCUUCGGGGCCAGACCCGGUGCUAUCCCCCAACACGGCCCAGUCUUUCUCAUCGGCUGGCAACUUCACGAUGCCCGUCGCGCCCGCCGCACAUGGGCACUCGACAAGAUGGGUCCCGGCCGCACAAGCCAUCUUCACCACCGAGGCAAAACCUCCCUGGACCAUCGUAGCAGCCAACGACCUCGCGUGUUUGGUUUUUGGUGUCACAAAAGCCGAGGUACGCAAGAUGGGGAUCCUCGAGGUGGUACAGGAGGAGAGGAGGGACUGGCUUUCCAAGAAGCUCCAGGGAGAGGAGCCAGGUGAGGCCCAGGGAAUUGCCGGCAGCAGUGAAGCUGCCGGCCCCCCGAAGCCAGCUGCACGGACUGUUUCGAACAGUCUUCUAGGCAGCCGCGGCGGUGGCAUCACGGCGCAUCUCCUCAGCAAACCGAACUCGCGAACAUCCAAGGCUACCGCACAACAGGCUUCCCGAAGGCCGCAUGCGGUACAAAGCGGAGAGCCGAGGCCACGCAAGGCAUCCAACAACAGCUCCAACACAUCCAGAGGCGUGCUGCUCUGCGGAGACGUGGUGCCGAUCCAGAAGCGUAACGGUGCCACAGGAUCUGCCAGCCUAUGGGUUAAGGAGAAGCGAGUUGGCUUGAUCUGGGUCCUGGAGGAGAUACAUGAGGACGUCGCUACCGUCACUCUUGGGGAAGAGGGCCUCGUCGAAAAGCUGGACGGCGCGCUGGCAGCCAUCUGGGGCGACGCGUCCCUGAAGCCCGGUAUGGAUGUCGGGAAGCUUAUACCCCGCAUCCCCCGACAGGGGAUCGAUCCCAGGACCGGCGAGAUUGACUAUGCCCAGCUAAACAAGCGGCGCUUCUACACGUGCCGCAACUCGGAACGCGUCAGCAUUCCGGCCACAGUGGAGCAGACGAGGGGGAAGCCGGAGCUGAGGGUGUCGAGCUUCCCGCACAUCGCCGGCAUCAUCGUCGUAAACACCAGCGACCUAAAGAUCCAAAGUUCCAACUCGGCCUUUUGCGGCGCUCUCUUCGGCCACGAGAAGCCCGAUGGCAUGCCUAUCAACAGCCUGGUGCCAGAUUUCGACAAGCUCCUGGAAAUCAUCACGCGUGAAGACGACAUCUCGCUCGUCGACGGCAUCGUGGUCCCCGAGCACAGUUUUCGAAGGGCCUCGGCUUUCCUGGCCCUCCGGGAUGGCCGGGGUGAAACGGCCACGUCAAUUUUGCGCCCCGAGGGGCUCCCUGGGAGGCACCGUGACGGCUCCGAGCUGAAAAUAGACAUGCAGAUGCGGGUGGUUCAGAGCGAGAAACAAGCCGUCGCACGCGAUGAUUCUGUCCUGGAGGAGGAGGACGAGGACGAAGACGAGAGCGCUGGCGUUGGUGCGGCGCCUGAGACAUUGUGGUCCCUGGGUGGCUCUAGAGAGGACGUGAGCGUGACUUCGACGUCUGAAAUGGUGUACGCGCUCUGGAUAACCUAUUCCAGGCACCUGCACACGUCGUCCAGAGUGAUCAUUGGCUCUGGCGCGACGUCUCCCUUGAUGUCUGGCACCAACACACCUCUCCAUCAGCCGUCUCCUGGACAGACCCCGGCGCACACACCACAGGAUAUGGGAUCAGAUACGGAUGAGCCGAAGAAGGAGAUGUCGAUAGCCAAGAUCACCCAGCAGAUCAAAGACGUGGCUCGGGGCGCGGCUGCCAAGAUAGCCGGUGGGAAGGCCAAGGAGGCGGCGGCGCCAGCCACGUCCCCUGCGGCCAAGGAACCCGAGCCGGCAGCGACACCGACCAAGAAGACGAUUGACAGUUUUACAAUACUGGAAGAGAUGGGCCAAGGAGCAUACGGCCAAGUCAAGCUGGCCAAGCACAAGGACAGCGGGCACAAGGUCGUGCUCAAAUACGUGACGAAGCGGCGCAUCCUGGUGGACACGUGGACUAGGGACCGGCGCCUGGGGACUGUUCCGCUCGAGAUCCAUGUGCUGGACUACCUGCGGCGGGACGGGCUGCGGCACCCCAACAUCGUCGAGAUGGAGGACUUUUUUGAGGACGAGACCAACUACUACAUCGAGAUGGCGCCGCACGGCCUGCCGGGCAUGGACCUGUUCGACUACAUCGAGGUCCGAAGCAACAUGGAGGAGUCCGAGUGCCGGAGCAUCUUUGUGCAGGUGGCGCGCGCGAUACAUCACCUGCACACCAAGGCCAACGUUGUCCACCGCGACAUCAAGGAUGAGAAUGUGAUUCUGGACGGCGACGGAAAUAUCAAGCUCAUCGAUUUCGGUAGUGCGGCAUACAUCAAGAGCGGGCCCUUUGACGUCUUUGUGGGCACUAUUGAUUACGCCGCUCCAGAGGUCCUCGGCGGCAAGCCGUACGGGGGGAAGGAGCAAGACGUCUGGGCGCUCGGUAUCCUUCUCUACACCAUCAUCUACAAGGAGAAUCCGUUUUACAGCAUCGACGAGAUCAUGGACAGGGACCUCAGGGUACCCUAUACCAUCAGCGACGAGAGCAUUGACUUGAUCCGCCAGAUGCUGAACCGCAACGUAUCGCAACGGUUCAACAUUGACCAAGUCCUGGCCCAUGCCUGGUGUCAAGAGCCGGCAGGCAACGAGUAACGAGCAGCUCGGGAAUGCGCAUACCGACAAGGUUGCUCGCGAGCCGAGGGCGCCGUAACCGGCCGAGCAGAAGCCGGAUUCCGCGGACGUGGCACUGAAAGAAGAAUAUCUUGAGAGGAGAAAAAAGCAAGCCGACUCUCAAAUAAUCAAAGGAGCCUCGCUUGCUCAAAGCGUGGCCCGUGUCAUAAAUGCAGUGGCGCUUUGAUUUUUGCACAACGGAACCAGUCUCUAGGCGAAACAAGGGGUGGUUCCCUCGACUGACUCUGCCUCCUUGCAGCCAGCGCGCAAACGUCCACGUCAACGGCGCCCUGCAGUUGGCAGGUUCUUGUAUGACCCCCCUUGGACUACCGCACCUGCCUGCCGUCUGCACCAGCAACCCAAGACAAGGCCGAACCUCCACGUGUGGUGACGGGCCUCGGCUACGGGUGGCACACGCGGCACUCGGAGCACACACCCUCAGCAGGACGUUUCGAGCCGGCUCUACCAACCUCGAAGCGCAAAAAAGACGUUCGAUGUUACUCGAUUUCCACACGCGGGGUGUGGUUGGAGGCAAGUGGUGUAAAACAUGGGACGAAAUUGAUUUGGGAUUGACAUGGCAGGGAAGCGGCGCAAACGACCGACGGUUUUCUGGGUGGGAAAGAACUGGGCGUUGAAAAGGGUUAUUUGCUUAAUUUUAUGCUUGAGGUGGUUGGUUGCGAGGGAGCAAGUCAUAUUUCCCACCCCCCUUUUUUUCACGAUUUCUUAUUUGCUUUAAACUACAUUGCAUUUAUACACACUGCCAUAGAUCACGCUGUCUUCAAAAUUCGCUACCGCUGGCCUCAGCCUGACGUAUAUUAUAUACCCCAGAUUUUAGACGAAUACUACGUAACCAUGUCGCUUUG
Molecule: messenger RNA, 5405 nt
Organism: Gaeumannomyces tritici R3-111a-1
Lineage: Eukaryota; Fungi; Ascomycota; Sordariomycetes; Magnaporthales; Magnaporthaceae
Product: CAMK/CAMKL/PASK protein kinase
Exons: 3
Coding region: 1033-4524 (1163 amino acids)
Biological process (GO): protein phosphorylation; intracellular signal transduction; negative regulation of glycogen biosynthetic process
Cellular component (GO): cytosol; cytoplasm; nucleus
Molecular function (GO): ATP binding; protein serine/threonine kinase activity
Source: RefSeq, a predicted model, not a curated record